CCAGGAUUAUUGCAAAAAAGUCAUUCUUCUAUGCUUAUCUUGACUGUUGUUGCGCCAGAGCGGAUCGCCACCUACGAUUAUUGUCACAACAACACACGGAAAGAGUUUUAUUGCUCCUCUAGUAGUAGUUUAUCAUAUACUACCACUUGAGGUCAUCGUAGUCAUCAAUCUCUUAUAACAAUAUAUCCAUCCACUCCACAUCAACUGUCACAAAAGAGCUUUGGAGUAUCCUUACUUUCUCUCCAGUCUUCAUUGAAAGUGCAAUUCAGCCUUUUUAAUAUUCAAUUUCUAUCCCCGAAAGUCACAUACAGUCUUUUUGACUUUUCUUUUUAACAGAAGAAAGACUUUCUUGUACUGCCGGUACAUUACUUCGAGAUGAGAGUCUUCUCAUCGACUUGCACAUUUGAUUAUUCAUGGGAGGAAGUCUCUGCGGCAAAUUGGCGCAAGUACUGCCCUUGGAAUGACAAGUCUACGCAUGUGGUGGCAGUGGACACUUUGUCUCGAGUGGUAGACCUUGAAACAGGCAUUCUACAUACUGAGCGUCUUAUUACGUGUCAUCAGUCGGUACCACAAUGGGUACUUUCGCUAUUUGGAGGGAGUGCCACAUCUCAUGUUUAUGAAGUAUCAUAUGUUGAUCCAAGCUCCAAGAAGGUCACAAUGUGCUCAACCAACCUCACGUGGUCCAAUGUCUUGAAUGUCAGAGAGACUGUUGUUUACCAGCCAUCAUUUCUGAACCCAUCAUCUACCACCGAAUUCAACCAGGAAGCGAAAAUCACUGCUCUUUGUGGUGGGUGGCAGAGAAUCAAAAACAAGGUAGAGGAAGCUAGUGUGGAAAGAUUCAGUCAAAAUGCAAAAAAGGGUCGAGAAGGGUUUGAAGCAGUCCUUGAGAUGAGUCGGCGGGUUUUCAGUGAGCAGCGUGAACUUGACAGAAAUAAACUGAAGCCCUGAAUAUAUACACCGCUGAGCUAUUCUUAUUUUCUGUUUUAUAAUGUUAUCAGCGGUUGCAUUCAUUGGCGUCACCCCCUCCCCCUCUAAGUACUUGCCUCGGUGUGGUCUCACCUCUUGGGAAAUAUUCAAUAAAUAUUUACUGAUAGUGUUUUAUUCCCAUACGAGAUCACUGUUUGAAUUAUUUUUCUGGUCAGCAACGGUUCUUAUGUUAGUCAUAUAAAGACAGAUGAUUAGUGACUUCUAUAUUUUAAUAAUUUAUUAAAG
This is a messenger RNA of Aspergillus heteromorphus CBS 117.55, 1212 nucleotides long. Its product is annotated as putative mitochondrial protein sorting (Msf1). The transcript has 2 exons. Gene Ontology annotation, molecular function: phosphatidic acid transfer activity. Gene Ontology annotation, cellular component: mitochondrial intermembrane space. The record is from RefSeq and is a predicted model, not a curated record. The coding region runs from base 376 to 948 and encodes 190 amino acids. Gene Ontology annotation, biological process: phospholipid transport. Lineage: Eukaryota; Fungi; Ascomycota; Eurotiomycetes; Eurotiales; Aspergillaceae.